Messenger RNA from Styela clava, 7943 nucleotides. RefSeq lists its product as uncharacterized. NCBI's taxonomy places the organism in Eukaryota, Metazoa, Chordata, Ascidiacea, Stolidobranchia, Styelidae. The record is from RefSeq and is a predicted model, not a curated record.
CUUUGUAACCAAUUUUUUAACAGGUUGCACCUAAACUACCGUAGGUAGAAAAAUUAGCCUAAGUUAAAUAUGGCUUUCCAAUCGACUAUUGAUAUGCUGCAGUAAUCAGCAUCAUUCGACUCAGGAGUCAUGACUUUCUUUGUAAGUCUGGAAAUACAAGUCCAUCCGCGUCUUAGCGUCGCUGUACGAACUUACAAACCAAGUUUUGUACCUGCUGUCAACUACAAUACCACUCGUAAAAGCAUCCAGAAGAGUCAAACAACGAUUGACCUUCCGCUCUGCGAGUGCCUGAACGACUUUGGCCUGAACUCUGACCUUGGAUUUUAGAUCAUCCCUUAUUUAUUAUAUAUUAUUUGUUAUCGGAAUCAUGUCUGGUUCUGGGCUCAACCCUGUCCAGACCUGGCUUUGGUCAGAACUUGAUGAUCUUGGUAUUGAUGGAGUGAUUUACAGUCGACAUAUUCUUGAUCUUCUGAUCAGUUCCAAACAUUCUGUCGACUAUCUUUUGGACAAGAAAGAACAAGAUAUUUUUUCAAAAAUCACUCCAAGUACAAAAAAGAGAAAACACAAAUAUUCGAGACGAUCAAGUUCAUUCUCUGCAUGCGAAGAAAUUCUCUGGAAAAAAGAAAUCGCAGUCGCUUGUUUACUUUCUGCUGCUGAUACGAAAACCAACACAGAAGACACAGCAAGUACUAUUCAACAGGUUGUUGAUGAAUUGUAUGGAAAACUUGCUGGACUUCAUCUCACUUCAGAUAUCGUCCAACCGAGGUCUGAAGGAGAUUGUCCAUUAACUGAUUAUAAUGGAAAUAAUGUGGAUACGGUUGACCGACAAAUUGUAGCCAAGUCGAAAAAGAAGGAAAAUUACGAAGAUGCAUUUCCUUCACUCGAUGGCUGUAGUGGUUCUCCCGUUAACAAUGAGUUUUCUGAAACUAUUUGGAAUAAGUCGACAGCAGCAAAGAGAAUGGAGCCCAGAUCUGGACAUAAUUCCGAUAAUGCUUCGAAGAUCAAAUCUUCUCCACAACCUGAUAAUAAAAAGGUCAUACAAUCUUCCCAAAAUAGGACUACGACUAAGAAGAAAACUAGGUUUCCAUCCUCUAAGCCUCGUUUCUCUGGAAGCCGAUCUGAUGAUGAAAAUCCUGUUAUGAGCAAUGUCAAAAGAUCUCUGUACUAUCCUAUCUACCCACGUAACAGCUUCAGACAAAACCGUGUUUCUAAAAAAUCCAGACCUAUAUCGUCCAAUUCUUCAGAACCUAGAACACAAACUGGUGGAGUGCAAACAACACGGCGUCCACUGCGUCCUAAAUAUAAUCAGAAUACUCGGUUCCAGUCCAAAAGAAAGCUUGAUUUCAAAAAGAAAAGUGGCGAAAAAACGAUUGCGCAAAAAAGGAAAUUUCCUGCUUCUGGAGAUAGCGUGAGAACAAGCAGAGAAAAUCCAUUUUUGAAAAAUUGUUCAUCAGAACAGGAUUUUGGGUAUGGGAGUGAGGAAAUACAAUUGGAUUAUGCUCAUCUUCCUUCGUGGAUGGAAACUAGUCUCAUUGAUGUUUCAAACCCAUAUAUUUGGAACUCUUAUCAAUUUGGAGUCGCUGAAGAGCAACAAGAAAUCUUACCUGAUGACAACGACAGUGAAAACCCAAAAGAAAUGCCAUUUUCAAGUCGUUGGUAUCGCGAUUCACAAACUGGACUUCUUACUUUUCACCCUCUGAAGACUUCUAAAGAUGAAUCAACGUCAUCUGGGUCCGCAAGUCAAAGAACUUCAUCACUAAGUGAGGAGGAUGAUUGUAAUGAUCUAAUGGAGGAAGUUGAUUUAGAUUCAGGGGGUGAAACAGCCCCGGAAAGUUGGAUGUGGUGCCCCUCACCCUCAUUAUGGGAAGAUGGCCAAGAUUCUCCAGUAAGUCGCUUACAGUCGGUGUAUAAGAGAGAAUUAUUGUCUUUGGGUGCGGAAAGUCAUGUAAGCGACAUUUCUGGCAGAAUUUGGGAAGAAUAUAAAACUAUCUUUUUGGAUCUGCAAGAAAUGGACAGCGGGAGCGACCACGAAACAUCGCAAAGCUCUGCAGAAGAAAGUGGAGAUGAUCAGCCACCGAUAAUAACGAAUGUUUGGGCAGUUAGUGAGGAAGAUUUUUCGUAUCAAAAAUGUGCGGAAUUCGCUCCGAGAGUGGAAAAUAUUCGACCAAGUGUGUUUGACACUCCACAGAAAGAUGAAGGCAGUUUCGAUAUCUGGACCGAAGCUCUACCAUCAAAUUUUGGAGGUGCAAGCGAAAAACUGAACUACUCCAACUCGUGUACCAAUUUCAGAUCUUUGUCAUCACCAACAAGAGAAUUAAAAGUAGGUAUCGGAAGUAGAUCCGACAGCAACCUGUGGGGAUAUUCCCAAAUGUCAGCACAUCCAACUUGGUCUGUGGAGGACGACUUACCUCGUGAAAAGGUAAUCCCAUGUGAUAAUGAGCUCACAAAAUUAUUAGAAAACGGAAAAUUUGGAUAUUUCUGUCAAGGAUUAAAUAAAGAUUGUGAAUGCGACUGCUGGAAAGAUGCUUCAAAAGAUCUCUGGAGCAUUUCUCCUAAACCUCAGAUGCAGCAUACGGUGUGGGGUGGUGGUGAUAUGCCGGCACUUCAAAAGCCUGAUACCCCACAAGAUCAUAAUUAUGACGAUAGAAUGAUGCAUAACCUUGUUGACGCCUUGUUUUCAGACCUUAGUUUUGAUCUGUUGUUUGGUCCGAGAGAUGACGAACCUUUGUAUUCUGAGUUUGAGCAACGAAUACCAGGCUUCACUCCAGGAUUUGACCCCAACUUUCAAAGAUGGAGUUUUGAUUUUCGCUCUCUUUUCGUUGAAACACCUAUCGAAAAUUUCCAAUCCCCUGACAACAGUCCUUGGCAACCACGAUGGAAUAUUGAUGAUCUAUUUUUCAAAGCUGGAUUUUCUCAAAUGCCGACUCGACUUGAUGACAUCUUCGAAUCGAUUGCUUCCAGUGAAGAAUGUCAAGACCUGAAUCCAUGGUCCACUGAACAUGAUUCUGCCGAUAAUGAUCUGGCGAACAAAAAGACAACAUUUUUGGACAGCGUGACAGAAAACGAGGCUUGGAAAACUUCACUGAGAAUUGGCAACAUAUGGCAAUCUAUUGCAGGAAUUCGUCCAGUUAAUGUUAUCUACAGUGAACACAAACCUGGCCCAAGUUCGGAUGAGAAAUUGAUACCGUCAUCAGCCACUCAUUUUCGGCCAAUCAGUGCUGUGACAGUUGAAAAUGAUGUGGAUGAGACACCUAAUUAUGAUUCUGACAUGAAUAUGGAUACAACAAUGGCUUCUGAAGAACCAGUAUAUUAUGACACUGGACAACAACAAUAUGAUCCAAUAACAGAAACAGGAAAUCCUGGAACUGAUGCAUUACCAACCAUACCAAUGAUAGAAGAACCAAGCUUCCAGGUCAACUUCAGCAAACUAGGUCACGAUAAAUCAAUGCAGACGGCUUUUGAAAUAUCAGUUCAACAAGAUAUAUCGACAACAUGUCAGGACCUGUUAGCAAGACCACCAAAAGCCAACUCAAGAUGAACUAUUUUUCUUGAGAAAAACUAAAAGUUUAAGAAAAUGGUCAAUAUUAAAAUAUUCACACAAAAAAAAAAUUGCAUUGUCAUUGAAAAAAAUAUUGCUGAAUGAUCAUUCAUGUAGUAUGCAUGAAGUAAAUAAUUAGAAAAUUAAUUUGAAAAAGUUUGCAGUUAUUAAUUAAUAAAAAUCAGCAAUUAACUUCAAUUAGAAACUUGUAUAAUGUUACAUAUUUGUACAUGAGUGUGAUUCUGUUGUUAUUUUGAUUUUGUUUUGCAUUUGAUAAUAUGACUUGUUUUUACUCCCAUAAACAGAAAUAUGUUAUUGAGGCUCUGUUUGUUUCUUAAUAUGAAAAACUAUUGCUUGUCAUAGCUUGUUUACCAAUUAUUCUAAUUACCCAAGAUCUAUAUUUCAUGUUUGGCCCAUAGUUGUUCUAAAUCUUAUGCUGUUGUGGUAUAUACACCCUUUCUGGCAGGGAUGACUGAAAUUGAAAGAUCUACUUACUAUUCAGAAUACGCUCUGAAAUAAUAUUUUAAAAUGUGGAAUUUUGAAUUUAUACUGAAUUCGGUCGUGUUUGACAGAGAAAUUGAAUAGAUGGAAGUUUAUUUAGUAAUGCAGAUGGGGUGGAAUUUUAUAGUUUUAAUCUGAAGUCAAUGAAAUAUUUAUUUUUUGUUCUGUCAAAUAAUCAAAAUUGGUAUUCUCCAAAUUACACUGUACGCUUUCUUCCUAAAAUCAAUAAUUCACCAUCGAAUAUAACUGAUUUUGUAUUUAUUCGAACUUGCCUCAAGAUCUGGACAUCCCUGCACUCAGGUAUAACUUGAAGUAAAUAAUAUCGCAUAUAAUUAAGAUAAGUAACUGUUUCACUUAGCACCCUAAUUUUUAUUAUAAAAAACGAAUGUUGUUUUGGCCAUCAGGCUGAAUCUAAAACAUUUUGCUAGAUAUUUAGAAAUCUAGCCGUCUUUUCUGAUAUUUUUUUCAUCAGAUUCUCCUUUUUCCAUGCUCCAAGAAAAAAAAUCAAAAAAAAAUAAUAAAAAAGUAAAACAAAAAAAAAGUAUACAAAAUGAGAAUUUUAACUUUGAUUUUCUGGUUACUUUUCUCUGGAUAUUUUUCUCCACAUUGUUUAUAAAUCGAUGUUGAAUAAUUCAUGAUGAUUAAUUUGAUUCAUAAAACGCUUCUCAAUGAUUUGAUUGCAAAUUUAUUUACUUUUUUUUUUAAAAACGGAAGUAACUUUUUUUGUUGACAUCCAAGCUGGAUGAUCAACGUUUACCCUUUUCAUCUACUUUGGAAUUUAGCCGACACGCUUGAGUGAUUUUAAAGAGCUUGAGCUAAAUUGUGUAUUGGUCUCCCAUUUUAAAAGGCCAUAACAUAAUUAUGGUGCUUGUCCAGUGCUAUUCUAAAUUCUGCAACUUGAAGUUUGCAACCCAAAUAUUCAUUUAAAACAUUUGCUUUUGUAGCGUUUCAUAUAAAUCUAUCUCCCAUUUGAUUAAUACUCCUCCAAAUGAAGUACUCAGAAUGUAAUGUUACAAAAAACCUAAAUAUUUGAUUCUAAUUCUUUUUUAUACCGUUUUUAUUUCUUGAUCGAAAAAAGUACUUCGUUUAUUCUUUUGGCUAAAUAAAAUAUUCUAAUCCUAGUUGAAUAGAUUCCCACAUGAUAACUGAAAAAUAUAGCCUGUCCUGAAAGUAUAAAUGGAUAAAUAUCUUCCGAUAUAUUUUAGUAUUUUAUGUAGUGAACUUAUAGUUGGAGGUGUGAAAGGAGCGCAUUUCGUUCUUCUGGGACAGUUUUCCUUUUCCGUCCUUUAUUAAUAUCUUCAAAGCUUUGGGGGACAUUUAUUAACCCCGUCACUGAGAGGCGAUAGGCAUGGAACCAGUAAGGAUACUCCUAUGUAUAUUGUCUUUCGCAAAAUAAUUCUUUAAUUUUAGUUAGGUAUGGCUCCAAAGUCUACACUAAGCGUUAUUUUGCGAAAUUUGUCCUCAGCUAUUCUGGCCAGAAAUUUGUUCAGAUUCAUAUUUAAUGAAAAUUUUACGAAAAAAAUUCGAUUCAUCGUGAUUGACCUCUGACCUUUUCUGAAAUUUGUUUAGACAUCUUCAUUGUUAUCAUUGUUGGACAUCUGGAUUGGUUAGCUGCUUAAGUUUAUAUUAACAUGCCUAACUAUGGUAACUUACUGGUUCCUAGAUAUCCCUCUCAUUAUUACGCUUGAACUAUGCUUUCGAAGUAGAUUUGUUCGUUUUUCUUUGUGUUGUCUCCAUCCUGUCAGAAAUUAUCAAAUCUAGUCGAGUGUUGGUUAGAAAAUUUUAUUGUUUAGACCAUUGGUUCUCAAACUUUUGAGCCCCCUUUUUAGAAUUUGUCAAGUCUAGCGCCUUACCUCAAACUAGCUAACAUUAAGCUACAAAUAACAGAUGCUAAGGCGAAAGUAUGUUUCAUUCAGAAAACACGUUGAAAAUACGUGGUUGGAACAUGAGUAAAUAAAAAGUUUUGAAAUUUAAAUAUCUAAAAUAAGGCAGGCAAGAUCAAAUCUAACAAUUAUUUCCAAUUAACGGUAGCUUCACGUUCCUCACAAAAUUGUCUAUGCCCCAUUAGCGGGCCGCGUUUGAGAACCACUAGUAUAGACAGAAAGUGUAAAUUAGUGUUUCGAAACCAUAAUAGAAUUUAAAAAAAAUCGUUUCAAUUUGUAAAAUUUUUUCCUGCUGUCUGCCUCAUCCAUCAAAUACAUUCAUUUUCUAAUGCUCAUCAUCUCUCAGUUGAGCAUUAGUCAAGAUUGCAACUGACGUCUUUCAUUUGAUUAUUUCUUGCACAGGUGUCUUGUAUUGUUGAUAUAUAAUAAGUGUUAUUUAUUUAUUGCUAUGAUACAAUGGGCAUUUCAUUUCUUCUAUAGUCUUUUAAGUUAUUGUUCUCCCACUUUAACAUUGUAUGUCUCGCAACCUAUCUAGAUUUCGACUUCAUAUUGAUUUGUUACAUCUUACUCAACCUCGACAAUCCAUAUUCUCAAGUUUUAUUCGUUUCUUAUCACAAAAUAUACUCUGUAUUGGUCUUUGGCUAAACUUAAAUUCUCAAAAUUCAAUUAAAUUGUUAAUAUGAUAAAUUUUCAGCAUGGUAGCGCUGAAUGUACCGGCUACAAUAUCAUUGGCUCGAACAGAAAAUGUUGAAGUGGGAAGUAUUUUGCUUGUAUUGUUUAUUUUGUUGGUAACUGAAAAAAGUAGUUGAUAUACUACCAGGUAAUUGCAUGUAAAGUAUGAUUAUUCAAUGAAUGUAUUAUUGCAUGCAUAUUAUAAGAAUGUAUUGAUUUUGAAAAUACCAUUAACCACUAUUUUAUGAUUACAUGGAAAAUAGUUGAUUUAGAUGCAUUUUUGUUAAUCUUAUUCUAUGAAAGACUGAUCGACUAUGAUUGGAGUUGAAAAUUCUUUCACAAAAAUAAUUUUUUGCCAGUUUUGGCAUUUUUGUUCUAAGUGAUGCCUCAAUGACUUAUGGAAUUGAUUUUUAAUUUGUGUUGAGAGUUAUUUUUCAUCACUAACAGUCAAACGCUCAUUUGAUAAUGUUAGGAUGGAAAUAUGACAAAAAAGGUUUAAUAAAUUAGCUCUUCAUUUGGUCAUGAUCAAAUUAAUAAGGCAAUUAUAAUUUUAAUUGUUGUUUGAAUGUGUUCUGAGUUAUUUUCAUAUGCUUGCCUGAACACAUAUUAUGCUUAUUCUGAUACUAUUAUCUUAUUUACUUGCAUGUGAGAGAUUGAUGAUGCAUGCCAGUUGGAGUGAUGAUUCCCAGAUUUUAUAUUUGGCCAAUGCCCAUCUUCUAUUUGGUGAAAUUUCCCAUUGUUAUACCAGAAUAGCAAAUAAGCAUAUCCAGUAAAGUAUGAUGUAAGACUUUGAUGAUGUCAUAUAUAUCCUGGUGAAACACGACAGCGAUUAUAACAGAUUCAAAAGCCUGAUUCGGAAUGCCCCUUUUGCGUCCAAAUUACUUAUAUUCAGUUAAUUUGAUAUUAAUUAUGGCGCUUUAAAAUUGUUAUCCAAUAUUGAUAUUGUCAAAAUUGACUCUUUAGUUUGUGUUUGAUUCUUCAUACUAUUGUUUUUGAUGUGCCUGAUAAACAGAAAUUCAAGCUAAGGUAGCUCCGCUGUGAUAGGAAAAUUUUUAACCUCUUGAUUUUUGCUGAAAUUUAUGGUGGUGCCCUGGACACUCUUUCAGUCUUAUUCUUUAAAAAAUUUGGUAUUUGAGAGUGGCAAAUCUGGCAUAUUUGAAAACAGCUCUCUUUUGGCUUACCAGAAAUUUUGUUUUAUUAUCCUGUAAAAUAUUGAAAUAUGUUGUUUUGUUUUCAGUUUUUGUCGCAAAAUGUUGUGAUCUUCUAUUCAAAUUCUUAUUGUAACAUAUCUGGCAUUGUAUCGCAUAUUAUCUGGUUCAAUAAAAUUUUGGAAAGUGUAUUUCGGAAAA